Gavialis gangeticus (Gharial) is the source of this 1394-nucleotide messenger RNA. RefSeq lists its product as uncharacterized. Gene Ontology annotation, cellular component: plasma membrane. The record is from RefSeq and is a predicted model, not a curated record. Gene Ontology annotation, molecular function: transmembrane signaling receptor activity. NCBI's taxonomy places the organism in Eukaryota, Metazoa, Chordata, Crocodylia, Gavialidae.
CCCCUGGCCCUGGGGACCUGCUUGGGGAGGGUGCAGCCAUUGCUGCUGGAGCCAAUGGCAGGGCCGUGCCUCCACAUCCGGCUGUGCUUGGCCACCCCCAGCUGUGGUCAAGGGCACUUGUGCUUCUGGCUGAUGCAUCCCUCCUGCUGGGAGAUGCUGCACCGGCUCCAGCAGCCCUAGAGCUGUUCUGUGCGACACGGGCAGGAUGGGGGAGAGCAUGACGUACGCUGCGCUGUGGUUUUCCAAUGCACCCCUGGAACAAAGUGUGACAUGCAGGGCACAAGGGACAGCCCCACCAGCCCCAGAUGAGGCCAAGGACAUCUAUGAGACCCUUCAGCUGAGCCCGAUGAGUGAGGGGCCAGUCAGGCCUGGGACCCAGCAGCACAGAGGUGAGUGUAGGGGCAUCCCCUGCCCUGCCCAGGGCUCCCCAGCAGGGUUGGAGAGAGCUCCCAGGGGUGCACAGCUGGCUCAGGCCAGAGGUGUGGCAGCCUGUGGGUGCUGGGGCUGGUUGCACAGCACCUUGUUUCUUGCAGAGCAUCGGUGGAGCAUGCGUCCCCUGCUCCUGGUGCUGCUGGCCACCACCAUCACCUUGGGGUCUGCUAUGAGUAGGGGUCUGCCCAAUGGGCAGCAAGGGCCGCAGCAGAGGCAGGCGCGAGGGAAGAUGGUGAUGUGUCAGAAGGAAGCCCGGGGCCUUCAGGAGCAGCUGAACAUGAUUGCAAGAGCCCCGGCCAGCGUGCAAGCCUGCCAGGUCACAGACCGCUGCCCGGAGACCUGGGUGCUGCACCGCGGGACGUGCCUGUUCCUCUCCAAGGAGAAGAAGACAUGGUGGGAAAGUCUAUCAGCUUGUGCAGGGGAGUCCUCCCGGCUCUUUGUCGUCCCGGACUGGGACCACAUGGCCAUGCCGAGCUGUCCUGCUCGUGAGGAUGUCCCGUACUGGAUCGGACUCAGGUGGAGCCGCAUGUAUCAGUGGCAGUGGGAGGACGACACCCUGUACAACACGCAAGCUGGCACCGAGCUCCUUGCCUGGAAACUCCUUGCACCCCCUUCCCGAGCCCCAGCGCCGGGGUGUGGGGAGCUCCCUGCCACCCCACCGCAGCGCGGGCUCCAGCUAGCUCUGCCUGCCCCACUCACCCUGCUUCUUGCCUUCACGUCAGGAUGCUCCCAGGAACAGCUCUCACCGGUGCCAGCACGACCCCUCCCAGCACCAAGGGCUCAGCACUCCCCAAACCAUCCAGCAGACAGGCCCAAGCAGGGCAUUAGGGGAUGUUCCUGGGAUCUCCAAGCUACACCAGAGUCCGGUUGCUGGACCCCUCAGGCCUGAUGCAGCCAGACAAGGGAGCAUUUCUGACCUGGCACAAUUGGGAGUGCAGGGGGCUCAGGGUCCCCCUCCUUUC